This is a messenger RNA of Rhipicephalus sanguineus (brown dog tick), 739 nucleotides long. RefSeq names its product prefoldin subunit 1 (gene Pfdn1). The transcript is spliced from 4 exons. Gene Ontology annotation, molecular function: protein folding chaperone. Bases 62 to 436 code for a protein of 124 amino acids. Gene Ontology annotation, cellular component: prefoldin complex; cytoplasm. The record is from RefSeq and is a predicted model, not a curated record. NCBI's taxonomy places the organism in Eukaryota, Metazoa, Arthropoda, Arachnida, Ixodida, Ixodidae. Gene Ontology annotation, biological process: protein folding.
CGCCACCCGAGACAGCGGCUCGGCUGACCUUCGGAAGCUGAUCGCGAAGAGCAUCAACAAAAUGGCAGCCGGACCAGUGGACAUGGAGCUCAAAAAGGCGUUUCAAGAGCUUCAAAUGAAAAUGAUUGACACAACGAGGCGUCUACGGCAAGCUGACGUGCAGAUCGAGACCCUCAAGAAAGCAGUCAAGUACGCCUAUUGUACGGGCGAAGUGAUCUCCGAGGCUCCACCCGACACAAAAAUGUAUCAGUCUGUCGGAAGAAUGUUUCUUGGUUCUGAUUUUGCGGAAGUGAUGAAGACUUUGGAUGAUAAGAUAAAUACUUGCAAUGAGAAGAUAAAGAGCCUCGAGAGCAACAAGGCCUACUUGGAAAAGAGCCUCAAGGAAUCUGAGAACAACCUUAGGGAAAUGAUUGUCCAAAAGCAAAGCAUGCAUUGACAUGCAAAGUUUAGGUACUUAACAUGUGACUAAUUAUUUAUGCAAAUGUUAUGAAAAUGUUUCCCACAUCAAGGAUCAUUCUAAGCCAUUUGCACCAAAAGUGAUGCUGUAAAAUACGUGCACUAGUACUGGGAGACCUUAUUUCCAUGACCUGCCUGUUGGGAAGUCAUUUUUUAGCUUAUCUGGGAAAUACUUUGAGCUUUUCACUGCAGUUACAUUGUUUUGUGCAAAGCAACCAGGAAGUCAUUUUGUACACUGUGAAUUUGCCUUGAUUUUCUAAAAUAAAAAAUUUGAAACUGAAGU